This is a messenger RNA of Brassica oleracea var. oleracea, 981 nucleotides long. RefSeq names its product auxin-responsive protein IAA16-like. Gene Ontology annotation, cellular component: nucleus. Lineage: Eukaryota; Viridiplantae; Streptophyta; Magnoliopsida; Brassicales; Brassicaceae. The record is from RefSeq and is a predicted model, not a curated record. The transcript has 6 exons. Bases 1 to 981 code for a protein of 326 amino acids. Gene Ontology annotation, biological process: regulation of DNA-templated transcription. Gene Ontology annotation, molecular function: protein binding.
AUGAAGGGUGGAGUUUCAUCAGAAGCUGAGCCACCCACUAAGAAGCAGAAGAAAGUUAAGACACAGAAUGAGUCUGAAGCUGAUGCAGCGGGAAAGGAUAACUCUUUAUCGAUGGCAUCACCGGUGGUUCGAACGCAUCAGAAGUCUGUCAAUAGUCCAGCGUUAGUAGCUGCGACUCUUGGUAAGGAGUUUGGACAGAAAAAGAAUUUGGCCAAGGAGCUUGAAAAGGAAUCAUGGGUGAAAAGGACUUUGAAUGAGGAGUUUGGUAGUGUCGAUAAAGCUACUGAUAUGCGGCCUCUUGAUUUCGUAGUAGUUUCUCCUGCAAAGGCUACUAAGGAUGAUAAGGCUACUAAGGAUGAUAAGGCUGCUAAGGAUCCAGCCUAUGGACGCGGCUGCAGGCGCAAGCGUAUUGUUAAGGGUGAGGAAGCCGAUGAGAAGAAAAAAGUAGCGCAGGCAGAUGCUGCGUUUAAGAGGGAGGAAAGGGCUGAGGCUAAGAAAAAAGCUGAUGAGGAUAAGAAAAAAGAGGCUGAAGCUAAGAAAAAAGUGGCUGAGGCUAAGAAAAAAGAGGCUGAUAACUCAGAGACUGAAGAAGAAGAUAAGUCUGGACCAGAGACUUGCUUGUAUGUCAAGGUGAGCAUGGAAGGUGCUCCUUACUUGAGGAAAAUCGAUCUAAAGAGUUACAAGAGCUACGUUGAGCUCUCUGGUGCUCUUGAGAAGAUGUUCAGUUGCUUCACUAUUGGUCAGUUUGGGUCUCAUGGAGGGUGUGGCCGAGAUGGGUUAAACGAGAGUCGCUUGACCGAUCUCUUGCGUGGUUCUGAGUAUGUUGUUGCCUAUGAAGAAAAAGACAGAGACUGGAUGCUGGUCGGUGAUGUCCCUUGGGAGAUGUUUAUAUGUUCCUGCCAGAGGUUGAGAAUCAUGAAGAGCUCUGAGGCCAUUGGCUUAGCUCCGAGGGUAAUGGAGAAAUGUAGAAGCAGGAACUAG